AUGCGGGAGGCGCGCGCUCACUCCGCCAUGCACCUCCCCGCGUCCCCCUGGCUGCGCGCCCUCGCGGGGCUCUCCGCCGUGCUCGCGCUCGCCUGCCUCUACGCCGCCGUCUCCGCCCCCUCCGCCUCCCUCCUCUCCGCCUUCGUUUCCGCUGGCGGGUAUGGGGGGGGGAGUGGGGGUGAGGAUGAUGCGGGGAACGAAGGGGAAGCGGAGCUAGGCGCGCGACCGUUUGAUGACGCGGAGUGGGGGGAGGGAGAAACGGGGCAGGGGGGGGUAGGGGGGGCGGACCUGUUUGCGCUGGCAGCAGAGGCGGGGCGAGAGGGGGAGGCGGGGCGCGGAAGGGAGGCAGGGGGGGGCAAGGGCGAGGAGGAUGCUACACUGUACCCUUCACUGGAUGGCAGUUCCCCUGUGGUGGCGCUGCUAGCGGCGCACAGGCGGCGCAUGCAGCAGCGCGUGGAGGAGGCGCGGGUGCAGGCAGAGCGGGACGGGCAGCGCCUGCACGCUGCUGUCAGGGCCGCCGUGCGGGUGAGGGCGGAGAAUUGGGGGGAAAUGGAAGGGAGGCGAUGUCUGUGGAGGGUGGAGAGUGAGGAGUGGAGGCGCAGAGUGUGUCGUUUCAUGCGUGCUGAAGAGGGGGAGCGGCGUGCUAGUAUGCUCACCACUGGUGUCGCAACAGCACCGCAGAACACGAGCGAAAGGAAGGGGUGCUAUAGGAGGCCGCUGGAGGCUGGCGGUGUGAGAAAGCAAAGGAAGGGCAUGACUUCAAGAGGAGAGUAUGGAGGGGUGGUAGAAUGGCGCUUCAAAUGCAACUCAAUCCCACCCCCAUCGCCACCCCCACCCCCCCACCCCACCACCCCCCAUUACCCCUCCCCAAACCCUGCAUAUGACCACGACCUGCAGCAGCUGCACGUGGAGCGCUCAUCGCUGGGCGACAGCUUCCCCCUGCUGGACGAGGCGGCUGCUUCCACCAUUGCCGCGCUGCCACCUGGCGACGACAGCCUGGCGCAGAUCCACGCCAUGCUGGCAACUGCUCCACGUGUCAGCGUGGGGGAGGUGGACGUGGAGGGUGGGGUGGAGGGAGAGGGCAUGGUGGGAGCAGGAGCAAGUACAGGAGUAGAGGGGCGAGUAGACGGGGCGGUGGGGGAAGCAGCAUUGGAGGAGGCAGUGGGGGAGGCGGUGGGGGAGUGCAUGGAUCUUUACUUCCUGGCGGACGGGCUGCAGACGCGAUUCCACAUCGGUGCGUGGCCAGGAGGGCGGCAGGUACGGCACGAUGGCCAGGGGUUGGAGCGACAGAGCACGCCCUCACAGAAGCAGCAGCAGGCGGACAGGGAGGCGGAGUUGAGGCAGUUCAUGGUGGGGCAGCUGAGAGCACUGGACGACCGCCGCGAGUGGUGGGUGGCGCUCAACCUCACGGGCGAGCAGGCCAGUGAGAAGCUCAACACCAUGCCGGAUGGCGCAGACCCCACAACCAACUACUCUCUCCGACCAGACACAACCAGCCUGCUUGAAUUCGCCCUCUGCAACCUGCCUUCCUUCCCUCCCGUGAUCUCCUCAUCCUCACUCUUCUUGCCCUCCUCACCCUGCCCAUCCCCCACGCCUUACACCAGAGAAGAGCAAGCUAUCGGAAAGAGCAAGCUAUCGGAGUUCCUCUUCUGGUAUCUGCCCUUCCAUGCCUGGUUCGACUCUGAGGGGCCCGACCACCCCAAGGCCGUCGCUCACGUGGAGGAGCAGCGUGCUGUGCUGGCAGCCGCCACGUCAGCCGCCACGUCAGCAGAAUCCACCCUGAAAGCCACACAAGAGCAGCUAUGGGAGGAGUGCGGGCUGCGGCUGCCCCACAGCAACUGGACGGACGAGCAGAGCGCGCUGCUGGAGCGAUACGCUGCCGUGGCCAACGUGUCUGGGUGCACGAAACAGUGCACCGACUGGGAGGCUAUUUACCCCGAGUACGAAACCCAACCGGGGCUAGUAGCCCCAAAGCACGUGUGGCAGAAGCUCCCAGAGCACUACCCUGACACGCACCCCAACAUCUCCUUCCUCCUCACUUACAGCGGGCGAGCAGAGCGCGUGCAGGCGCUGGUAACCCGCCUGUACGCGUGCACGCACGGCAUGGCUGGGACGGGUUCACUGCCAGGCAUCCGGGCGGAGAUGCUGGUGAGUGUGAUGCACCCAGACGUGAGUCUAGAGGCGUGGAUGCAGGCGAGGAACGACACGGCGGAGGGCAUCUUUGUGGUGCCCGUGCUGCCGCGGUUGGGCGCUGCCCCGCUCAUGUUCAACGACCUGGCGCGCAUGGCACGCGGGGAGCUGGUGAUGAUGCUGCAUGGGGAUGCACUGCCGCCAGCCUCGUGCCUGUGGCUGGACAGAGUGCUGACCGCGUUUGCUGCGUGGCCGCGCCUGGCAGUGGCGGGGUUCCGCACCGACGGCCUGGGGGAGGCUGGCCGCGCAGAGGAGCGUGUGGGGGGAGACGAGGCGCCUCAGGCGGCACGCGCUGCUGCCAGUGUGCGGUUCUGGAGGGGGCUUGCGGAGGAGAUGGAGGGCAGAGGGGGAGCGGAGGGAGGGGAGGUGGGGUGGAGGGACCCUGAGACGGGAGUGGCGAUGCAUUUCACGGGGCUGGUAACCGCGUUCCCUCUCGUGCUGCGGCGCUCUGUGCUGGAGGACAUGGGGUGGCUGGAUGAAGCGGACAUGCGGCAGGGGAGGGCGGCUGUCAUGAGCGACUGGCACCUCUGCUGCCGUGCAUGGCUCUCAGGCUACCAGGUGGGUGGUGGGCUACCAGGUGGGUGGUGGGCUGUCAGGUGGGUGGUGGGCUGUCAGGUGGGUGGUGGGCUGUCAGGUGGGUGGUGGGCUGUCAGGUGGGUGGUGGGCUGUCAGGUGGGUGGUGAGCUGUCAGGUGGGUGGUGGGCUGUCAGGUGGGAGGUGAGCUGUCAGGUGGCGCGUGUACAGCUGCGCAUGGGGGAAGGCGGGCGUGGGGACUGGCCCACCGUGACGCGCGCACAGCAACGCCACGUGCUGCCGGGGCAUGGCGCCUCUGGUGGGGGCGAGCAGGGCAGGGAGGUGGAGUAUGGGGAGUAUGAUGCUGCCAUGGCAGAGUACCAUGAUGACAUCGUCAAGGAGGUCGCUCGCUUGAAUCGCCUGCUCGUUCGCAAUCAUUAG
Molecule: messenger RNA, 3144 nt
Organism: Closterium sp. Naga37s-1
Lineage: Eukaryota; Viridiplantae; Streptophyta; Zygnematophyceae; Desmidiales; Closteriaceae
Source: the annotation of a GenBank genome assembly